Messenger RNA from Vigna umbellata (rice bean), 363 nucleotides. NCBI's taxonomy places the organism in Eukaryota, Viridiplantae, Streptophyta, Magnoliopsida, Fabales, Fabaceae. The record is from RefSeq and is a predicted model, not a curated record.
AUGCCCGCCGCAGCCACAACACAGCAACCACCAUCAGGACUCUCGCUCUUGGAAUCCGAGAUCCCUUCGCCUUCCUCCUUGUUCGCCGAAACCCUAUCGGACUCCGUCACCGACGUCGUCCUCACUUAUCACGAGAACCCCGGGCUGCUACCGGGAGCCCCCACUGCCCUCCCAAGCGGUGGCCUCACUCCUUGCGCUACUUGCUCCAAGCCCUGCCACGCAGCCACCGGGAGCCACCAACACCUCGUCGUGUUCGAUGGCUGCGAGCGCGACUUCCACCUCGCUUGCGACUGCGUCGCCUCUAGAGGGAAGAGCAAGCGGUGGCCGUUGGGAGUGAAGCAGCUUCUCGAUAACAUCUCCUAG